Molecule: messenger RNA, 10917 nt
Organism: Phasianus colchicus (ring-necked pheasant)
Lineage: Eukaryota; Metazoa; Chordata; Aves; Galliformes; Phasianidae
Gene: KLHL42
Product: kelch like family member 42
Molecular function (GO): protein binding
Source: RefSeq, a predicted model, not a curated record
UCCUCCUACCCGGCAGCGAUCCCUGGGGCAGAGGUGGAGCCGGCUGAGGCCGGCAGCGGCCGGGUUGGGUUGUAGGGGGUCGCGAUGUCCCUUGCGGAGCGACAGCGGAUGGAGGAAGAGGAGGGGGAAGGGGCCGGCGGCGGGGAGGAAGUGGUACAGAUCCGGCUGGGGGACAAGUGCUACCCGGUGUGCAAGAGGAAGCUGAUCGAACAGAGCGACUAUUUCCGAGCCCUGUACCGUUCGGGCAUGCGGGAGGCAGGGCAGGGCCAGGAAGAGCAGCUGUUGCGCGGAGGGCUGAGCGCGCUGGGACUAGAGCUGGUGCUGGACUUCAUCAACACCUCCUGCCUGGCCUGGCUGGAGCAGGAGGGUGAGGAGGAGCCCCCUCUGCUAGAGGAGCUGGUGGAGGCCGCCUCCUACCUGCAGGUCACUCCCCUGCUGCGCUUGCUGCUCUCCCAGGUGCGACUGGGCAACUGUCUGGAGCUACACCACUUGGCCCAGGUCUAUGGCCUGCAGGACCUGCACGACGCCUGUUUGGACUUUAUGGCUUCCCAUUACCACCAGGUGCUGCGCAGGCCCGAUACCCAGCUGCACCUCCAUCUGCCACACGCUCUCCAACAGCACCUGAAGGAGAGGCGGAUGAGGGGCACUGCCACCCUGGUGGCCAUUGGGGACUUCAUGGGUACCUCAUCCCUGGGCCUGUCCCCGGGCUGUCACCCGCAGGCUGAGGCCCCAUGGUCCAUGCUGAGGUAUGACGAGGAAGCAGAGCAGUGGCUACCCCUGGCCAACAACCUACCACCAGAUCUGGUGAACGUGCGAGGCUACGGGUCGGCCAUGCUGGACAACUAUCUCUUCAUCAUUGGGGGGUACCGGAUCACCACCAGUCAGGAGAUCUCAGCUGCCCAUUGUUACAACCCUUGCCUAAAUGAGUGGAGUCAGCUGGCUUCAAUGAACCAGAAGAGGUCAAAUUUUAAGCUGUUGGCUGUAAAUGGAAAGCUCUAUGCCAUUGGUGGUCAAUCCCUUUCCAACGUGGAGUGCUAUAACCCAGAAAAUGACUGGUGGAAUUUUGUGGCAUCCAUGCCAAAUCCUCUUGCAGAAUUCUCAGCUUGCGAGUGCAAGGGCAAGAUUUACGUUAUUGGAGGAUACACUACAAGAGACAGGAAUAUGAACAUCUUGCAAUACUGUCCUACUUCUGAUUCUUGGACCAACUUUGAACUCUGUGAUGUCCAUGUUCGUAAACAACAGAUGGUCUCUGUUGAAGAAACAAUCUAUCUAGUAGGAGGUUGUAUUCAUGAACUUGGACCAAACCAAAAAUCCAGCCAAAGUGAAGAUGUGUUAACUGUGCAGUCUUACAACACUGCUACCAAAGAAUGGCUCUACCUCAAAGAAAACACAUCAAAGUCGGGUCUUAACUUGACUUGCACUCUACACAACGAUGGGGUUUAUAUAUUGAGUAGGGAUAUUACUUUAUCUACGAGCUUGGAGCACCGUGUUUUUCUGAAGUACAAUAUAUUUACAGACAGUUGGGAGUCACUAAGACGCUUUCCAGCCUUUGGACAAAACAUGCUGAUCUGUUCUAUGUAUUUGCCUGAUGUAUGAGAUGUGUGAUGGCAUCAGGUUUUUCUUUGCAGCUCAUUAAUCAUUCUCAGAAGAAAUAUUACUCCCUCUAAGCAAUCCAGUUUCAGAAUGUAACAUAGGCAUGAAAUACUGAUUCUUUUCUUUAAAAAAAAUGUUUCAAAAUCCAUUAUUAAGAGCAGUGGUUCUAGAAACAGUUCUAAGGUUUCAGUUUAAUUUUCUUUUAUUUUGUAUUUAUAUUUCACCAAGUAUUGUUUACAACUUAAACAUAAAUUUUUUAUUUUGGUAACUAAUGAAGGAUAUAGUUCCAAAGGCAAAACUGAUUAUUCUCAUUUUAUUCUCCGUCAUUAUAGACAAUGCGGAAGAGAGAGUAUACAUGGUGAAAGUGAAUAUAAUUCAAUAAAAUGAAUACUAUGUAAAAUACUAUAUAAAAGAGAAAUCAAAAAGGGAAUUUUUUUAAAGUACAAUUUUUACACAAACUGUUUUCUAUUGAAUGCAUAAUGUUUAAAAUUGCUUACACUCUCAUGCUAUUCUCCCUUCUGCAGUCACAAGUGAGAAUUUCAAGGGUUCCAGCAAGUAGGUAUCACCAAGAAACAUCCCCUGAAUUUUUUGUCAUAAAAUGCUUUGCAAGGGACUGGGAAGAAUUAUCUGGAGACUGAAAGUUUCUGUCUGGAUUUUAGAUGCUGCUUUAAUGGCAGUUAGCAGAAUUUAUGGUUGCCGUUAUGACAGAGGUAAAAAGUCUGCAAAUUCAAAUGAAGAAGUUCGCUUAUCUUCCAGAAAAUUUUUAGUUUUAGUUAUCCUGUUUUCUGCAGUGCUGAAUAUUAAAAAUCAAAUUAUAGAAACAAAGAAACAGAUGUUAGCAGCAAGCUGCAUUGUAGGAAGAUACAGAUGAGUACACACUGUGGUGAAUCUGCACCAGGCACUUACUGCUUGAUAACAGUCACCUAGGGCAAAAGAGGAGACUGAAUCAAUUGAUGUGGAAGGGUUCAUUUUUGUAAACAACUUCCUUAUGACACCAGCUCUAACAGGUGUAUGUGGAUAUUGACUUUCUUGUUUUACCAGUGGCCUGGUAGAUAUAACCAGUUUGCUACCUAAAGUUGUUAGCUUCUCCAAAGAACAUAAGGGGAUAGUCACCAUAGAUUCUCACUUGUGUUUCCUAGUUUCUGCAUAUUGCUUGAGACUCUUUUCAUUUUGGAGCUGACAGGUUCCUUCCUCCUGAAGGUCUUGGUUGUUAUCAUGGGAAGAUUUCACACAACUGCAGCCUUUGGGAAAGAGAGAACUAGAUUAGGUGUAUAUUGAACAGAUUUCACUGAUGUCACUGAUGUUGAUUUUGUGCGAGAUUUUAUUCACUUGAAUGUGUUCCUAUUAAGGAGAGGUAUUUUUUUCCCCUUCUGAAAUUUGGGUAUCUGAAUUGACUUUUGAAAAUGAAUGCCUGUUGUGCAGAGAAGGAAAAGAGUGCAAUGGUUCCCUCAAGGUUCUUUUAACUCCCAUCUUUUCCAUCUAUGCUUAGAUGCAUAAUUUUGAUGCUUCUGAUCAUGUAUAGGAACCCAAAUAGCAAAUUCCAGGAAACUCUGUUUAUCUAGUAUGGACACUAAGAAAAGUACUUUGAAUAUCCAGAAUAAACCUUCUGGAUGGAUUUUUUGCAGUCUGGCAGAGCAUGUUAUGCUUGAGCCCCAAAUAGUGUCUGCCAUUCAUCUGUAUGCAUGAAUUUCACAAGUUUUAGACUUUGUCUAUUUGUUAGCUUUCGUUCUCUUUGAAAAUCUCAUGCACUGAACGGCAGCUGUGUUAUGUCAGUUGCAUCAGACCAAACAAUAGCUUUUCUACAAUGAAGAAAUAGGGUGACUUUCCUGAAAUUCUUAAGUGAUUUCUUUUUAACUUUUGUAAGUGUUUUAGAAUAAAUAUAAGCACUGUUCUGUUGUCUGGUUAUAAAUUAUUUAAUCCACAUUAUUUUACUUCCUCCCUUUUCAUUUCUGUGUAUGCUACCCUACUAUAAUCCAUUAGUAAAUUCAGAUCAAUAAUGGUGGAGAUCAUAUUUGAAUUGUGGCAUUCUCCCACCUGGCAAAUUAUGUGUGAAGAACUCAUGUUUCCAGAUUUUCAGUUUAGUAUGUCUAAUCCUUUCAAACACAUCCAUUUUGUAGAGCAGGCAUUGUUAUAAAAGCUGUGAUAUGGUGCUUUUAAUGUGGUCUUUUUCAUGAGAGGCAUUCUGAAAUUGGAAUUAUAUAGGUGACCGUGAUUAGGUGACCAUGCAGAAAUAUGGAGAACCUGCUCGAAUGUAGAAAAGAAAACAGCUCAGAUCGUAAAUGCAAUCAGACUGUGUAGUCAAUCUGUGGAGCAAAUUUAUCAAUAAAUGACAAUUAACUGUGCUACAGUAACAAAUCAAAACUGGUGUUGAAUUGAGUAGUAUGAAACUAAUUAAGCUAAGUGGACUGUAUAACUACAGGCUGAAAUAAAUAUAGUUUUUAAGCAAAAUUAAUUAUGGAAAAAUAUGCAAUGGAUAUUCCUUGUAAAUUAGGAAAAAAAUCCUACCUGUAAUGGCUGUCCUUUGCCCUUCUUAUUUUCUGUCUGACAUCUUAAUAUUCCACAUAAUGCACUGCUGAACAGUUUCUGCCCUUCUGGGUAAGGGAAAAUGGUUUAGAGUUACUAGUAGUGAGUAGUUUAAAAGCUGCUUUUUAGCCAGUGGAAAUGUUCAGUGAGCUGUGUUUGCUUUCUUGGUGGGGAAAAAGUCCUAUCUUAUGGACGGAAGAGCUCCUUCUGAAAAACAACAGUUGAAGUGAGAGCAAGGGUCUUUAUGAUCUUACCAGCUACAAAAUUCUUCAGUGUUAUCCCGGUAACCACGUUCUAACUUUCCAUGUGGCCUUGGAGAGAUUGUUCUACCUGCUUGUGUGUUCAUUCCCUAAGACAACACGUGAGUAGGAAUGCUGAUCAUGUGGGGGCACGUGGUUUUCGUGGUGUGACAGUGUUUGUGAGAUCUCUUGAAGGUGUGCAGAAGGACUAAUAUCCUGCCUCUAGUAACUAUUUACUUGGUUGUUAAAAUUGUUUGAUAGAAAGUGGCAAGAUAGAAUACAGCUAGUAACCUCAUUUUGGUCUCUGCUAAUUAUCUUCAUUUUGAACUGAUAGCUACUUCCUAUCUGUUUCUUUUGUUUCUGUCACCUACAAGCUUACAGUUUGCCUAAGUUUCUUAGAGUUGGUUUUCUCAAGACUGUAUCCAAAUUUAGAACUGCUGCUUUCCUGCUGUGGCUUGGUUAUCCAUUGCUUUCAUAUCCACUUCUCAUCUUCGUGGAGUGAGUCUGCUUGAUACUAGCCAGUAAAAGCUGACUAUAGUAAAGGAUGAUCCCAAGUUGAAAGAAAGAAUAACAGGAAGAACAACAGCCUCUAAGUCCUGAGGGAAAGGUAAAUGGAAAACUCUGGGAACUUUAGUCCCUUCCCAUAAAAUAGAGAAGUGUUUAGAAAGGUUGCUCACAUCAAGCAUAAGAGAGAGCAUAAUAGUUUCUUCCUUUCCAGGAACGGUUUGUGGUUUUCAAUGUGAAAUAAGAGUUAUGUGGAGCUUAAGUUUAAUCUCCCUGGCCAAUUUCCAUAGAUUUCUCUUUCUGCCCUGUCAGCUGAACUUUCUUUGCCUGAAUAUUUUUUCCAUUCUUUGAGAGUUUUGUCCUACAUCAGAGUCCAGACUGUUUGGAUGAAAUCAUGUGAUAACACUUUGGCCUUUUCUUUUUGUUAGUCUCCUUUUCGCUGGUCUAUGUAUAUCAAUCACUGAGAUGAAAAAGUGAUUUGUAACUCAGGUAUUUUUUUUCAGUUAUUCAAUUAUUGGCUCUCAAAAGUUAAGUCUACUAAGCUACGGGUUUUUUUUUUUUUGUUUUUUGUUUUUUUUUUUUCAUUUAAUCAUCAUUUUAGCGAGGAAAGCUACAGAUUCAGAAUGUGUGGAAAUUGACCUAUAUCAGUAAUGUGAGAAUGAAAGUCACAGAGUGCAAUGAUGACAGUUAGUGUAAAACAUGCUCAAAGACCUACUAGAGCAGAGAUUUAUCAUCACAAUCACCCCUAUAAGAUAAGGUAUGUACUGUAAACGAUGUUCAACCAGUGACAAUCCCUGGGAUACUUGUCAGUGUUACCAGUGAACUUAAAAGGAGUCACCAAAAGUCCUUUAAGGGUGGAAACUGUCAGCAUCCAUAGUAUGCUGUAUUGAUUUUGCAUUUACGAUAAUGACCAAAGGGUGGCUCCCUAUACCUACUUAUGAACAUGAGUAAAAGAUGAGAUAAAGAACAGUUAAAUAUUUUUCUCUACUGUACUAACAUUCUCAGAGUAUGUUCUCUCUUUAAUCAACCUAGAAUCUGUUUUAGUGUAAUAAUGUAUUUUUUUUCACCAAAGGAAGGAUGGAAUCUGGAUUUUGUGAACUACUUGGGUAAUGCAUCCACAUUUAUAACUUGCUAUCCCAAAUAUGCAUUCUUUAUGAUUUUUUUUUCUGGAGCCAAUUGCUAUUAUCAAUAACAUGUAUGAUGUCCUAAGUAUGUCAGUAUUUUCAAUGUAAGUUUCAGUUCCUUUAUUUAUAAUUAGAAGACUUUCAUUACUGAACUACAUUUGUUCAUCUUUUUAUAAAAAGAAAAUGAAUCGCUGCAAUUACUGUCUCUUUCUAGUGGAAGGCAGAUUAGACAACAUCCAGUUUUAGAGUAUUCAAUUAUCUUCUGUACGUUUUCAACUAAUACAAGCUUUGAUAGGAGAGAAAGUUGUUCAGCUCUUGAGCAUUCUCUGCUUGAUGGUACUUAUACCAUUAUUUUAGAUUUAACAAUAAACGUAAACUCUCUGAAUCCUCAAUCCCUCACUCUCUCACUUCAUAUUCUGUUUUGAAUUUGUGAUUAUUUGAUUUAUUGUUCAUUUUCCACUGUCUGAUAUUUUCCAGGUGUUUCUAAGGUUAUGCCUUUAUGAUAAAAUAUCCUUUAUAAAUAAUUUUCCAAGAUUAAAUAGUUUACUCUGUCCCGCCAGUAUUUGCCUAUGAAGAUUUUACCCAGCCAUUGUGGCUGGAGGAAUACUUUACCAGGGCAAACCUUAAAUUCAGUGCUUCUACUGUACUGGAAUACUCAAUUUUGAAUUAAGAGAUACUGUCACUACACAAAUCACUGCUGACAUAAGAUUUCUUAUGAAACUGUCAACUUUCUGUGUAUUGUAAGCUUCUGUCUGUUUCUGAAUUAUUUCUAGCCCCUCUUGUUCAAGAUUUCUGUAAAUAUAAAAAGUUCCUCUGCAUCUUACUCAUAAAUGCUAUAUAGCUUUUGGUAUAAUCUAAUAUCCUCCUUCCAGGAAUCUUUCUAACUUUAAGUUCUCACAUCUUUAAAAUAACUUAACCUAUAAACUUUCUGGUUAGCUUUUAUUUGUAAUGAUUUGAAACACAAUUAUUUAGAAUCCUGAAUAUGUUAUUGUACUUAGUGAAUGGUCAUAAUACAAGGGAUUUAUGCAGAGUAAAGAUAGUAGAAUCUUAUCUGUUGUUCUACAAGAAGACUUCAGCCACCAUGGCUUGAAAUGUAAAGAAGUAAUGUUACUUAUUCUCCCUUGGAACUUGAUCUAAUUUCAUUAUUUACACUUUUUACUGAGAUCAGAAAAUCUAUUAGCAGUCAGACAUUUGGAAAUGAUAUCAAAGGGAUUCUGUUUUCAUCUUGGGGAAUUUUUACUGUAGUUUUCUUUUUUCUACUGGGCUUACUAUAUAUGUCUGGAAUAGCAUUCUAUCAUCUUUUUAGUAAUGCAAGGGAAAUUUUGCCCUUUAACAGGUAGGGCCUUGAUUUAUUGUGAAGACCAGAACUUUGUCAUCUGAAAUGUGUGUUUUGCUGUUAUAAAUUAGCAACUCAUAACUGCUCUGAAGCCCAUAAAAACAUGAUUUGGGGUGGUGGGGAUGAAUAUGAAGUCAGAAAACAGAUGCUUAUGAAUAGCCAUUCUCUAACCUCCAGGCAUAAGCAAUUUUCAAAUGUGGAAGCAAAUAGAAGUUGUUUUAAAUGCUUUUAAAAUAACUCCCUUUUCCCUCUUCCCCUCUCUCCCCCUGCAACCACAAUAAUUUCUGGUAAGUCAUGUGUACAUUUGGAAGAAAAUGUUAGUGAUGAGGUAAGAAUACACUGUUCUUGGGAAUAUGAUCUCUUAUCAGAACUGCUGCUUUAGCAGGUCCAGAAACCUACUUUCAGCUUCAGUAUAUCUCUUUGAGUGACAUUUAUGAUUUUUCAUGACAUGCUAUCUCUUAACACAUGUAAUAAUGGUAAAUGUGACAGGAAUUACAGAAGCCCUAUUGCUGUAUCUAGGAGCGAAUGCACAAUGGGCUUGAAGAAGGCUUUUUUAAAAUUUUUUUUAUAUUUUUAACAGAUCUGGAUUUAAGCCUUUUGAUUAUAGUAAAUCAGAACCAGCUUUGAAUUUGGCACAUGUUUCAGUGAAUUAAUUCUGAAAGACUCUGAAAAGAUGCUAAUUGUGCAGUUGGCUGAGAAAAGAAGAGCCAUAGAAUGAAGACUUGGAGAAUCUUCUUACAGUGUGAUCUCUGAUAUGCCCUAUCUGCAUUGUGUGUUGUGUGAACAGAGGUAAGACAAGUCUUUCAAAUAUACUGCUUCUAAAUAUUCAGGAGAAUUGUUUCCCUGGGAAUAUCUGGUGAACAUGUUUUAUUUUAGAUUAAAAUACUAUGAGGUUUUUUUUCUUUCUGCGAUGUCUCUGAUAAAAUAAAUGGAAAAAAAUCUUGUGUAUAGGUAGUUGGAUCUGUCAAGAGUUACAACACAUCAAAAUACACGACAAGAUGGUGAGUGGAACAGAGACCCAUCAUUUCUGUUUUACAUAGUCAAUAUAUGGAUAUACAAGUUUUAUUUGCAGAAGAAUUGGAGCUUUGGCAGAUAACCAUGCAAUGCGAAACAGCUCCAUGAACAGUUUGAGAGCAACCCACUUCAGGUCUAUGCUUUUAUAUUUAUCAAACAGCUCAUGAAAUGAGAGUAUUUCCUUCUGUCCUACAACCUGCUAUGUUUGUAUCUGUCUGUGAGAAAUUGGGCAUGGGCUUUACCGGCACUGUUAUUUCAUUAAGGAAAGUGGGUCACUGUGUGGAACUUGCUAUUCAAGAUUAGUUAUAGAGACUAUUUUCACUGUUAAGGAAUGACUGUUGUUAAUCAGUGUGGCCAUAAUGACCCUAGAACAUCCCUUUUCUACGUAGCAUAAUCAUAAAAUGGCUUGGGUUGGAUGGGACCUCAAGGAUCAUCAAAUUUCAACCCCUCUGCCAAAGACGGGAUUUCCAGCUUCUAGAUGAAGUGUUAGAUCAGGUUGUCCAGGGCUCCAUUGAAUUUGGCCUUAACGACCUUCAGGAAUGGGACAUCCACAAGCUCUCUGGGCAAUCUGUUCCAGCAUCUCCCCACCCCCGCAGUUUACAAAGGCCCACCUUUCAAGUUUAUCUGGUCCCUCUGGAUGGUAUUCCUUCUGCUGUAUCAACCACACCACUCAGCUUGGUGUAAUCAACAAACUUGUUUGUAAUCAACAAAAUUGUAAUCUCAUCAUCUCUGUCACUCUGUAAGAUAAUAAAGAGUAUCAGUCCCAAGAUGGAACCCUGUGGGACACUCCUUGUAAUGCAGUAGGAACUCUGAAAUUGUAUCUGUGUGGAUUCUCACCUGAUCCAUCUACUUUACAAUACCUUGAAGUCCACAAUCAUGUUUGCCAGCAGCUUUUCAUGAGAAGUUCCACUCUUUGUAUGUCCCCUGAUAUCCAAGAUAAACUUAGAAGAACAUAAAUUCUUUCACCCCUUCUGGGUCCAGUACUCUGCUGAUUCUCUUCCAAUGGUAAAUAGAAGUUACAAACAAAAAAACAAGGUAAUACUUCCCUCCUGUGUGGGAGCAAGAACCCUAAGUCACUAACAGCAAGAAAAAUCACUUGUUUUCUGUCAGGCCUUCACCACAGGGAGAUUUUAAUAGGGUGCAGUCUCUCUUGGCUUCAGGCCAUUCAGCUAAAGCUGGAUACUCACUCUGUCAAGAUAACUCUGUUGAUCUAGCAACUGCUUCCUUCAGGUGCCAUAGGGUGGGACAUAUUAGGAACUCAGCAGCCCAUUAAUUCCUUCCUGAGUUCUGUGGGAGGUCUUAAAAGCAGUUGUAAGAUUUUUUUUCAGAGAGAGCAAGUUUGGGGUUUGACUUUCAGACUCUAUAGCAAGCAUGAGUGGUGCACUGGAAUAGUAAAAUUUAACCGUCUUUUUGUCAAGCUAAGAUGCAUUUAGACUUUAGCAUCAAAUGAAGUCAGAGAUAUAGGACGUGUUUUGAUGCCAGGAAAAUAUGAACUGGAGUACAGGGUAUGCCAUUAUUUUUAGUGUCCCAGUGUAGGUUCAGCUCAAUUGACACAGAUUUACAUAGAAUUAUGAAGAAGGCGUCUUUCAGCAUGACCUACAAUGCCUAAGCAUCAGGACAUUACAUUUCAGACACUUCUGCAAGGGAUGUGAUGUUUGUAAGUUCAGCACUUAGUGCCUUCCUGGAAUUUUUUAAGUGGGCAUUCACAGUCAGUGACUCUGAGCUUGUUUUGUAAAUUUUACUAAGGACCUCUCAGUACCAUCCUAUCAUGAAUGCUCUACAACACUGAAAACACUAGUGGCAAAACACUUAGUUGCUUAGUGGAAAGUAUUCAGUUGGGUAGUCUCCCUCAACCCACGUUAUCUGGACCAAAACAGUAAGGGACUUGCCUCUCUUCCAGUGUGGAAGAGCAAUUCUUCCAGCCCAAGUCUCCAUAGUUUUUGUUCAAUGUAUUGAACAAAAUACGUACAGAUAAGGGAUUGCAAAAUAUAUUGUAUGUGUAUAUUGAGAGCUACUGAGCAGCAAUCAGUAAACAAGAGUAGUAUGAUAUAAGAAAACAACUCAGCAUUGAUGUAGUUAAACAUUCAGCUAAGCAAUAAAGGGAGUACAUAUUCAGCUGAAGAGACAGGCAGAGAAACGGAAGUAGCUGUUUCUCUGUAAAUUAUCUGUACAAUACUGUGAUAAAGAAGAUUUUGUUUUCAGAUGCACACCUUUUUUUGUGUAGGUUUUCUCUAAAUCUUUUUCAGCUAUUAUAGUAUUCAAAUGAUUUUUUUUAAUUCUGUGUCCUCUGAUUCUGGUCCUCUCUCAAUUGGUUUCUUUACUUUGUUUAAACUAGAAUUUCCUUUAUCAGAUUUUUAACAGAUGUCUUUUCCUUCUUCACCCUUCUUUCUUCUUCCAUCCCCUAAUGUUUUCUGUGGCAGGGAAAUUUUGUGCAUGUUGUAGAUGAUUUUUGGAAGAGGGGGCAGCCUUGCACUUCCAUUUCUCCAUUAUGUUCUGACAGCAGCAACUGGGAACAGUUAGGACCCAAUUUCUUUACUGCACUUUUAACCAUCACUCAUUUAAAAUAUAACCUUCUGUUGGAAGA